AUGGAAGUGUUCGAUUUACCAACGGAAAGAGAAUUUGUCACAGCCCAAUUAACCAGAUCCUCGGAAAAUGCCACAUUGGACGUGUUGAUGGGAAGAAUGGACAAAGAUCGCUUAAAUGCUGUUUUCAUAGUCAAGCCAAUUGUCUUAUACACACUCACCGUACACUACAGAAAAAACAGUUCGAGCUUCAUAACACUCUUUGAAAUGGAUGUUUACAUGGAUGUAUGUGUUGACCAUUGA
Messenger RNA from Auanema sp. JU1783, 240 nucleotides. Lineage: Eukaryota; Metazoa; Nematoda; Chromadorea; Rhabditida; Rhabditidae. The record is from the annotation of a GenBank genome assembly.